Molecule: messenger RNA, 3016 nt
Organism: Rhineura floridana
Lineage: Eukaryota; Metazoa; Chordata; Lepidosauria; Squamata; Rhineuridae
Gene: PLP1
Product: proteolipid protein 1
Exons: 8
Coding region: 187-1128 (313 amino acids)
Biological process (GO): axon development; central nervous system myelination
Cellular component (GO): plasma membrane; myelin sheath
Molecular function (GO): structural constituent of myelin sheath
Source: RefSeq, a predicted model, not a curated record
CCUUUAAGGGGUUGGCUGUCAACCCGAGAGCCCUUUUCUUUCCUGGAGGACAGGGCAAGACAGGGAGAGCCAGAGGGAAGCCAGAAGAAGAAGGCGGCAACCAGGCAGCAACCAAGCGUUGUUCUAGCUGAAGAGAGGCAGGGAAAGGGCCACCACCAGCAGCCGCUCGACUUGCAUCCCAAAGCUAUGGAUAAUGUUAGUGAUGUGCCUGAACCAAAACCCCAGAGCCAAACACCUCCACAAACUUCGGGUCCUCAGAAUCCAAACCUGGAUCCAGUUCCACAACAGAGUUCUCCAGGUUUGCUAGAGUGCUGUGCCAGAUGUCUUGUGGGGGCACCCUUUGCCUCCCUGGUAGCCACUGGGCUGUGCUUCUUGGGGGUAGCACUCUUUUGUGGCUGUGGGCAUGAAGCGCUCACUGGCACGGAGCACCUGAUUGAGACUUACUUCUCCAAAAACUAUCAGGAAUAUGCGUAUCUGGUGGAUGUGAUCCACGACUUCCAAUACGCCAUUUACGGGAUUGCUGGUUUCUUCUUCCUCUUUGGAGCCCUCCUGCUGGCCGAAGGCUUUUACACCACCGGCGCUGUCAGGCAGAUCUUUGGCGACUACAAGACCACCAUCUGUGGCAAGGGCCUCAGCGCUACGGUAACAGGGGGCCACAAGGGGAGGGGUUCCAGAGGACACCGUCAAGCUCACUCUUUGGAGCUGGUGUGUCACUGUUUGGGCAAAUGGCUAGGACAUCCUGACAAGUUUGUGGGCAUCACCUAUGUCUUGGCUAUCGUCUGGCUCCUGGUUUUGGCCUGCUCUGCAGUUCCUGUCUACAUCUACUUCAACACCUGGACAACAUGCAACUCCAUUGCGAACCCCACCAAGACCGUAGCUGGGAUUGGCAACCUCUGCACUGAUGCCAGGAUGUACGGUGUCCUGCCGUGGAACGCAUCCCCAGGAAAAGUGUGUGGCCAAAGUCUUCUUUCCAUCUGCAAGACAACAGAGUUCCAGAUGACUUUCCACCUGUUCAUUGCUGCAUUUGUUGGAGCUGCCGUCACACUGGUGGCCCUGCUCACAUUCAUCAUUGCAGCCACCUACAACUUUGCAGUCCUCAGACUGAUGGGCCGAGGCACAAAGUUCUAAAGGACUGAGACGAGGGAGAGACGCCACAUGUACAAGUCACUCUUUUCUCUUCUAACUACAAGGCUUUAACCCGAGGCAGCCACACUGCCCCAGGCUCCCUCCUGCUCCUCCUCCUCUAACUCCGCCUGCUUGCCUGCCUCCUGCCAAUUCCCCUUCCUCUUCCUCUAGCCUGUUUGAAGCGUGGCACGUGGCAAGGGAGGAGAGAGCCCUCUCGCAGCAGACAGCUCGUCGUGCCUUUGCCUCUGGUGUGUCUGGUCUCAGCCAAAGUAACCAAAAAUGGGGAUUGCCUGUCCUGAAUUCACCAUGGCAAAGCAGGCAGGCCUGCCCCAAAGAACAAAGGAUGAUGAAACUCGCUUGUUAACCAUUAAGGCAAUCCCUGCUACAGAGUGAGUGAGCAGCAGAGAGAAGGAAGCGUGCGGGGCUUGCUCAAGACUCCUCCACACAGCAGAAAACUGAACUUCCAUUGUGGUACGAGAGAUGGAAGAGAAGUGAGAGACAAAGGCUGAUGCUUGCCACUGCCUGGGCAAAGAGAGUUUAGAGCAAGGAUCUCCCCAAGAAGGGAAGAGAGCUCUGAACCUCCACCCCAAUGCUGACAGACCCCUGUUUCCAUAACCCAACCAAUCCUUCUGAAAGCAUUAAGGCGCUUGGCAUCCCUCUAGUGAAGGGGGCCUCUAGUCUUCAUACUUUGACAGGGAAGAGCCAGGCCAUUCUCCUUGCACCCUCUGUGUUGCCAUGUGCCUAACCGGGUGGGAAGAAACCAGGAUUAUCCCAAGGGUGCCAUCCGUAACCAGCAGCUUGGCUCCUCCUGCUAUAGGUAGGAUAACCUUUAUGGGCUGUCCCCUCCGUGCCCACGCCAGCCUUUCCCCCUUUGUGACUAGCUGUGGAACUGGACUUUCUCUGACCUUCACAACGGUGCUCCUCUCUCCCCAUGACAUUGGCUUCCUUUACAUGCGCUAUAUAUGUUGGUGUUCUUUUGCAGAAUAUAACCUUUGCUCCUUUGGAUUGUUGUUAUUCUUUGGUGUCUCCUGCAUGCCAUAGCUGUUUGCCACAAACCUGUCCCAAUUAUUUGGAACCUCCUUUCUUGGUUAAUUUACAGCCCAAAUUAUCUGGGAGGCUUAAAUAGAGAGGUAAAGGAACAGAAGUAUGUAUAACAUUAUGGAUGAUUGUAUUUCUAAAAUCCUUAGCUGAGUUGAUGUAGGUUGAAAACAAACCCCUCUGGGUCUCACGCAAGUGUGCCAAGUAAUAAGAAUGUGCAGGCUAAAAAUGCACCUAAGCUAGAGACUCCAAUUUAGGAUUGGGUAAGAGGUCCACCUUGCAGAAACCUGGAUGCCAGGACUCUAUACAGCUCAUGCAAGCCCCUCACCAGGAACCAAAUGUCCUGUGGCUGCUGAAGGGUCCCAGAUCCAGCCCUGACCAUCAUUUCAUCACCAGUAGCAGAGAGCUUGCAGGCCUGGUGCUUAUUUGCUGGAGAAUGUCUACAGGGCUUAGUGCCUACAGGACUCAAGGUUGGUUCUCAGUAGAUGGGAGGAUGGGCCACAGUCCUGCCAAGUAGGCCAGGCGUAAACUGUCAGCAUGAAUGGGUGAGGCUAUCAAUGCACAUGGGGCUGGGGGAAGAGUGUAGAUGAUGGGAGGGGAAGAGAAAGAAACCAGCUGAUACUGGGGGAAAGGGAAGCCAUCCAUUACUUUGUAUUUCACUUUGAUUUAAGUAACACCUAACUAGGACCCAACGCCCUUCUGAACCCCAAAAAGUAAAUACAGGGAAAAAAUAGUUAAUAAGCUGAAACUGUUCUGAUCUUGAAUUUCAAUUUUUUAACAAAGCAUAAAAGGAUUGUUUCUAGAGACUUACCUUACAAGGUGUAUUUUAUAAAAUUAAAGACAAUAAAAGUUA